UGCAUUGUCCAAACUGAAAAUGCAGAGUAAUGUCCUAUGGUACAAACUAGGGUAGGACAAUGUACUUUUAUCAUGUUUUUAUCCAAAACUAAUUAGUUGUGUUGCAGUUAAUUAACAUUUCCUUUGUUUAGGUACCUGACCUCGUUCUAUCCUUUAGAACAAUGGUUAAAUGGAACCCUGAAACUAAUGUCAACAUAAAACCAUCUUCAGUUGGUAAAGAUGUAGAUUCUGAGAAUUUGUAACAUAUAUUACGUAUUUGGAAGGCGGCCUACCACUGCAACAUCUUUCGCCGCCUUCAGCUGUCAGAAGCUUCCGUCGAGAUAUGCGACACCAAAUUCAUAAUCUUUGACUUAUCCUUGAGAUGCAGUGCAUUACUUACAAAUAAUCCAAAGUGAAUCCCCACUUCUCACCCAAAACCCAAAAUCAUGGACCUCAAGCUCUCCACCCUCCUCUGCUUCACUCUAUUAUUGUGCACCAUUCUUAUCCCAACUCUCUCCGAACUCUGCAACCCACAGGACAAGAAAGUCCUCCUUGAAAUCAAGACAGCCUUCAACAAUCCCUACACCUUAACUUCAUGGAACCCCGAUGUCGACUGCUGUACUACCUGGUACAACGUCGAAUGUGAUCCCAUCACCAACCGCAUCAACUCCCUCACCAUCUUAUCCUACGAUCGCAUCUCCGGCCAAAUCCCUCCCCAAGUUGGUGAUUUGCCAUACCUCGAAACCCUCGUGAUUCGCAAGCAACCAAAUAUAACCGGUCCUAUCCAACCCUCCAUUGCCAAGCUCAAACAUCUCAAGACGCUUAGACUUGGCUGGAACAACCUCUCAGGCUCAGUCCCGGACUUCAUCAGCCAACUCAAGAACCUGACCUUCCUUGAACUCUACUACAACAACCUCACUGGCUCUAUCCCCAGCUCACUUUCUCAGCUACCAAAUUUGGCUUCUCUUCGUCUAGACCGUAACAAGCUCACAGGUCAUAUUCCGAGCUCAUUCGGACAAUUCGUUGGUGUCAUUCCAGAUCUCUACCUCUCCCACAACCAGCUCACAGGCAAGAUACCAACCUCAUUGGGCAAAAUGGACUUCAAUCGCAUAGACUUGUCACGUAACCUGCUCGAAGGUGAUGCAUCCUUCCUAUUCGGGUUGAACAAGACAACCGAGAUUGUAGAUUUGUCCAGGAACAUGCUGGAAUUUGAUCUGUCAAAGGCGGGGUUCACAAACAGCCUGAUUUUACUAGAUCUGAAUCACAACAGGCUUACAGGGAGUAUUCCGGAGGAGUUGACUGAAGUUAAGUUGCAGUUCUUCAAUGUGAGCUAUAACAGGUUGUGUGGUCAGAUUCCGGUGGGUGGGAACUUGCAGAAAUUCGACAACACGUCGUAUUUCCAUAACCGGUGCCUCUGCGGUACUCCACUCCCAAGCUGCAAGUAAUGCCCCGCUGCAUGAAAUAUCUGGCAGCUGUGUUCAAUAAUAAAGGUGCUUAAUGCAAAUAAGCAACCCUCGGCUUUGGCUGAUAAUUUUCCUUCUUUAAAAUGGUCAUGAAAUUUAACAAACGCAUGUUGAAUAUAAGACAGCACAAAGCUUUAUUUAAUUUCAA
This is a messenger RNA of Rosa rugosa (rugosa rose), 1590 nucleotides long. RefSeq names its product polygalacturonase inhibitor-like. The coding region runs from base 426 to 1424 and encodes 332 amino acids. Lineage: Eukaryota; Viridiplantae; Streptophyta; Magnoliopsida; Rosales; Rosaceae. The transcript has 2 exons. The record is from RefSeq and is a predicted model, not a curated record. Gene Ontology annotation, molecular function: protein binding.